Striga asiatica is the source of this 615-nucleotide messenger RNA. Lineage: Eukaryota; Viridiplantae; Streptophyta; Magnoliopsida; Lamiales; Orobanchaceae. The record is from the annotation of a GenBank genome assembly.
AUGACAAGCUUCCCAAACUUAAACUCUCAUUUCAAGCUAUUGUCAUUGGUUAAGGAUAUUUUUGUGCUUACCAACAUCUCGAUUCUGUUGCGCUCGUCUUCCCUGGAAGGACGCGCCGUCACGCAGCAUGUCCCGCCUCGAAGCUCCCUCUUGAGAAAUUCCGAGUCGGUGGUCAAAAUGUUCUUGUUCAAGUUCUCGGCUGCAAACUCGGCAGCCUUUGUGCCCCCGUGCCCAUCAAAGAUACCAAAGAAAGCCUGCACCCAGACCGAAUACCCCUCUCCCUCCGCCUCCACCACCUCCUCCCGAGCCGCCUCUGUCGACUUCUUCUCUUCCCCUAGAAACACCGCCGGGAUAUCCAGCCUAGGCGGCCUUUUCCGCUUUAAAACCGCCGCCGCCGCUGCAGACGACUCAGAUCCACCGGCCAAAGUCUUGAUGAGCCCACCGAUCGGCUUGUGGAGCCGAAAUAGGCGUGGGGAAGAAGAUUUGGGCGAGCAGAUGGAUGAUGAGGAGGACGACGGCGAAAAGGCCGGCGAGUUUGAUAUCGCCACUGCGCAAGAAGACAUUUUUAUUUCUCUUUUGUUUUCCGAACGUUUGUUGUUGUUGUUGUUGUUUUAA